UCCAGCUCGAUCUCAUCACCGGCGAAACUUCGGGCGCGCUUCGUGCUGCUCCGGCGAUCUUCGUUUCCUGCUAGGAGCCCCGUGGCCGGGGAUCCGUCAGACGGCGCUCGAUGGACGGACAGUAUCGUGAGCGCCAGCCGCGGCAGCAUGCGCGGGAACUUUGUUCCGCGGUCCGUUCUUCGAUUCUCGCGUUAUUCGAUCACGUCCCGCGACGAAUCGAUCCACUUGACCUCGUGGUAACGCGUGUGCGCGUACAAUUACACGCGAAGACACUGUUCGCCGUACCACUCCGUUGCUACACUUGGAUUUAACGACGAUCGCCGAGGCACAUCGUAGAAUCAGGAAAGGAAGAUCGGUGAUCCCGGAGCAGGGAUUCGAGAGGAGGAAUCCGUGAACUAAUAAUCCCGUUUCCCGUCACGAAGCGCGACUGAGAACAUCAGGAUCCACCAGCAGGCAUGAUCGAAUGAUGGAGGUGCUUUCGACGCGGCGAUACGAGGCUCGCCCACCGCCAGCCAGCCAUCCACCCAUUCUCAUUGACCCUGAGAAUUCCGUGGCGCUGGUCAAAGAAGAGGAAUGGGAGACCCGCAAGAAGAAGGAAAUAACUACCACCAGGCAGAUAGAGACCAGAGUGAAGAGGCAAGUGGUGCUGGAAGAUGGCGAGGUAGUCGUCGACUCGGGCCCUCUUGUCACCACCAACACCACCGAGGAUGUCGAACAACAAGAACACACCACCCAAGAGAGACGAACAACAGGUGAUCAGCCGCAGGAGGUCGAGUGGCCAGGUGGACGAGGGCCCGCUGAUGACGGUAGCGUGGUGCAAAAGGAGUUGAACGAGACGGUGGUAAGGAGCCGCGAGGAGAUCGAGGAGAGGCUCGAGACGGAGGAUCGCCAACAGCUGGGGGACAUCUCUGACGAGGCGUACCAGAAGGCGGUGAGAAGCAACAGGGGCGACCUGAGGGUGGCUCUCGCCGAAUCCUGUAAGCAGUUGACGUCCCAAAUUGGUCCCAGAGUCGUCCAGCACACGACCAAGUCGAACAAGGUUAUCGACACGGAGAAGACCUUGGAGAAGAAGGAACUGAAACCCGACGGGCUGAUCGUCACCGAAAGGAAACGGACCGUCGAGCACGAAGAGAUAAAAGACGACGAGGUCCCCGACGACGGGAGCGACGCGAACGGGGACGACGCGUCGGAAAAGAAGAAGGAGAGCUCCCAUAGGUUCAUCAAGAAGAGAGACGAGGACGUGGUCGAUUACAUCUCGGGUGGCGAGAGGGUCGCCCGAGAGAUGCGCUACGUCGCCGAAACCACCGAAGGGGAACGUAUAGGCGACUGGACGCCAUCGCCAACGGCCAUGCGAACCACUCGUUUCCACAAGCAUCCUGGCUUUCCCGCAGAGGGCUUUCCGGCGCGAAAAGACGUGUUGACGAAGAAGCCACUGGACCUAGAAGAGGAAGAUGAAGCGAGGAAGUUUGAGACGUCCAAGUGGUUGGAAAGUCACUUCGGCAGCGAGUCCCGUUCCUCUCACGGUUCCAUCGAGGCUGACGAGUCCCCUCUGCAGACCAGCAACACCAGUUACAUCAACGUUACCAUGAAGUCCUGCCCCUCUAAAGAGCGCGAUUACCAAAACGUGACCUCUAACAGACAUCAGCGAAGAAGCACUGGUAGAGACUCGGCGUCGCCCUCGGGAUAUUUUCAUGGGAUCAGCGAGUGGUCCGAAAGAUACCAAGGAAGAGAGAGGCAGAAUCACGGAAGAACGAGCUCCCCGGCGCAGUACGUGGAACCAGUUCAAACGAACGGGCAUGCGCAUGAUCACACGAGGAAUCAAGUCCAGGAGUCCACGUAUUCGAGGACGUACGAGUCCGUCCUUCGACGGGAGCACCAGGAUUCCUACGAGAGACAAUGUACGCCCUCCCCGCCAAUCAGGCGAAGAUCCAAGGAGCAGUGGUCUACGAGAUCCGAAGAAAGAACAAGCGUGAAUGAUUCCGUGCCAUGUCGCACCGCAAGUCCGAUUCAUGUGGUACAAAGGACUUGGGAGAGUCGCAGUCGAGACGUCCAAGAGCAACCAGUGGAACGGGAGAACCGUAAAAAGUCGAUCUCGAGAUCUAGAUCCGCUUCACCCAAACCAGAGUUGGCCCCGCGUGAAAAAAAGAUCUCCAUCGAGACUUCACCUCCAGCUCGUCCUGCGAAGAGUUCGGGGCACUCCAAGUACAAGAUUGGCGAGUCGUUCAGGAAACUGGUCGGAAAGCUGCGCUCCGCCAGCUCUGAAAGGAAGAACAAACGCGCAAGUAGCAGUUCUACCUCCCAACUGACCCAGACGGACGACAACGGACCCACUUAUCUCCAGUACAACGUAAUCGAUAAGAACAUUCCUUUGGUCCAUGAAAAGGACGUCGAAGAGAAGCCUCCUGAACGACCACCCAGGUCUCCCAGAAAUGCCACAGUGAACAACAAUGCCAACAAGACGACAAAAGUGGUCAGGACAAGCGACCACGUAGCGCAAGAGCAAUGGCAGCGCAGCGAAUCGACGCCACCGGUUCACAGGUAUUACCUUGGAGAGGAUCCUUUCGGUGGGAGCAUCUAUGGGCGCGAAAAAGGCUACAAGGACGCGAGACGGUCGGCGAAGACGCGCGGCAGGACUGCCGCUGAGAUGGAGUACAGCGUUGCGUCCAGCUCCCUCGGCAGGUUUAGCAAGUCCACCGGUCGACUGGCCAGCGACCACGAAAGGGAGGAUCACUUUAGGAGCACCCAAACGUUACCCAGGAACCUGCACUCCGUCGGACAGUCGGCUCGAUCGCAAUCCCGCCCGACGUCGCGACGUCAGUACCUUUCGUCCACCCCGACAAAACAGCCAACUGCCGUACCGUCGUCGAGCCAGUCGCGUCGGUACGGCAGCAUGAUCAACAUCUCCAUUAAGAACACGGUGACGUCACCGAAACACGCCGUGCAAACCAAUCUCCAAGCUCCCGCAAAACCUGAAAGAACUUACAAGUCCACCCUGUCGCGCAGUAAAAGUUUCAACGUCGAGGCUGCUAGGAACGGCUUGGAAACACCCCCACCGAGGAUACCGUACACGUCCAACUUGCAGUUGAAUCGAUUGAACGAGACGCCGCCCCUGAAGAGCCCGGGCAUCUUAGCAAGCAUCAGUCGCAGCAACAGGGACCUGAUAAAGGACACUAGACACGAAUACUGAAUCGUUGUUGCACCUAACGUUUCGAUUCUUAACAAAUAAACCAGCGACCAAGAGAAACAUACCAUUCUAGAACGAUACAGUAGAGCAAUUCUAGUGUCAAUUUAUUGAAUUAAAAAAAAAAAUUGCCUAUUUCGCUUCUAUGUUGGACGCCAUUGCUCUAGAAUCCUGAAUUUAAGAAGACUUAUCACUAGACUGUGAAUUUUAUGUAUUUAUGACGUAUAGCAAUAUAGAAAACAUACAAAUCCUUAAAUGAUUGUCGUAAAAAUAAUUAAUUACAAGUCAUAAACGUAAAUUGAUAUUCGGGAAAAUCUAUUACCGCGAGACAUACAGAAAUCAAAACGAUAGAAUAGCGUAUCGCUUGCGCUUGCUUCAGUUCAUCAAGGAGGCGGGAUGAUCACAUGUGAUCACAUAUGAUCCAGCACAAAAACUAUACAUCAUAUAUAUUAAAUAUAUUCUACAAUUAACAUAAUACUAUUGAUAUUUUCUUUUGUAUAAUUGCACAUACAUUUUGGUUAUGUUUAGCAUGUAUUGAUUAUAUUGGCUUGUAUCAUAAAUGCAUAAAAUUCGCAGUCUACUUAUCACAAGGACUUCUUACGAUGUGUUCUACAAAACUAUACAAUUUAAAAAAAAAUGUGUUCUCGAUAAUGUAAGAAUGAAAGUUCCAUGACAAAAAGAUAGAAAUGAACCUAACCUUACAUUACACCAUCGCUUUCUAGAUUUCUCGAAACUGGAUUAAAAAGGUCAUUAUAUUUGUUUCAUCGACUAUACGUAUAUUAGUUGGGACCAAGUCAAUCGGCCGUUCGUGGUUGCUGAAAUGAUAGGUCCCUACUAUAUCGCCCUUUAAAAAAUUCCUACAGCUUAGUAUAACAUAAAUAAAUAUAUGUACAAAAGUUUAAGCUUGUGUUCGGUAGUUUACUCGAUUGAAAAUGUUUAAACGUUCAAUUUUGAUGAGUGCAGGUUAAAUUGACCCCUUAAAGUAAACUUCGAAUUUAAUUUAUCACUCGCAAACCAGGGGUUGACCUUGAAUGGCCACUAAUUUUCAAUGCAAUUUAAUUCAAGUCGAAACCAUUAUGCGGGUAUUGAUUAUUACAGGAAUGACUUUAACAAUAGUCUGUAUAGUGUACAAUAACGUUAUCGCUG
This is a messenger RNA of Hylaeus volcanicus, 4327 nucleotides long. RefSeq names its product serine/arginine repetitive matrix protein 1 (gene chas). The record is from RefSeq and is a predicted model, not a curated record. Bases 464 to 3187 code for a protein of 907 amino acids. The transcript is spliced from 12 exons. NCBI's taxonomy places the organism in Eukaryota, Metazoa, Arthropoda, Insecta, Hymenoptera, Colletidae.